AUGUUCGUCUAUUCGUCGGAGGUGCGUGCUGGGAUCGCUCGCGGCGACGAACUAGUUGCGUUGGAGUCGACCAUCAUCAGCCAUGGCAUGCCUUAUCCACAGAAUCUAGAAGUGGCGCAGCGUGUCUUAUGGCAUCAGUACAUUGUCUAAGCGAGGCCAGAAGUAGAAAGGUCCUCCAUUCUCGAGGUGCCGAUUUUUCGUCUGUACUUCUUUGUACUAGCUAGUAGAAGCAUGAUGCAAAGAAACGGAGGACAAGACAAUAUUACCAAAAUAACUUUCAUUUUUUUACAACGAACAGGAGUAUCUCUAUCCUCAGCAUUUUUUCUCUAACUCCCGAGUCCUUGGUCAGACGGGAGGGCGUGACGCCAGCCACUAUUGCCAUCCUGAGAGGUCGCGUACAUAUCGGUUUGGAUUUCGCCGACCUUGAGUAUCUGGCGAAGACUGGGCAGAAGGUUCGGAAAGUAAGCAGAAGAGAUGUCGCUGAUGUUUUGGCGAAGGCUGGAGACGGAGCUACGACUGUGGCGACAACUAUGAUGUUCGCGGAAAUGGCUGGUACCUCCUCGACGUGGUCUAGUACACAGGAAGAUUCUGUAGGAAUCAAUGUUUGUUUGUGUGGUCCUUGUCACAGUUGUCGAUUGAAAGUGAAGUCACUAGUAGUUGCAGUACAAAUGUGGUGGAAUUUUUUUUUACCAUCUCAAUCUCUCAAUCCUAGGCAUCCGUCUCUUCGUCACUGGCGGCAUUGGUGGUGUUCAUCGUGGCGACAGUUGGGAUAUAAGCGCAGAUCUAGAGGAAUUCGGGAGAUCCCGAGUGGCCGUCGUCUGCGCUGGCGCCAAGUCGAUCCUGGACUUGCCAAAGACUCUGGAGGUUCUCGAAACAAAAGGCGUUCCAGUUGUUGGUUUUGGUUGCUCCAGUUUUCCGAGUUUUUUCACGCGUGAAACGAAACCAACACUGAAACUGGCGUCACGGGUAGAUAGUUUUGGGGAGGCGGCGAAACUGUUGGAGAUGCAGAUAGGACGAGUAGGUGGAAAAAGAGAAUCAUCUGGAAGAAAUCGUGACACAAGGAGUCGUAGUCCAGGAUCCACCUCAUCUUCUACUCCUACUGGCACCACCUUGACAACCGGUGGUCUCGUUCUCUGCAACCCCAUUCCUGCCGACAAACAAUGCCUCGAAGCCGACGACGCUAUCCAGACAGCUUUGAAGGAGGCGGAUGCAAAGGGUGUUAAAGGGAAAGACAUCACGCCGUUUCUUUUGGCCCGUGUGAACGAACUGACGCGUGGCCGCUCUCUAGAAGCCAAUAUCGCUUUAGUCGAGAACAACGCGCGCGUAGGCGGUGCUAUUGCAGCAGAACUGUGGAAGACUAGGCAGAGCAAAAGCAUAAUACUCGGAGGUCAGACUUCCUCAAGUAGUAGAAGUAGUAAAAGUAGUACAACUAGAACUACUUCUAGUAACUACAGAAGUACAACUACUUCCGCGGCCACAAGAACAAGGAUCACAGUCAUAGGAGGCGCCACUGUCGAUUACAUGUGUCGACCAGACAAGGUUGGUCCUCUUCACACCAGUCUGCCAGGUAGCGUUGUCACGCGUUGUGGAGGGGUUGGACGAAAUAUCGCGGAAGCGAUUUCGAGAUUAGGAAGAACUACAACUUCGGCUACUGCUAGUACGCCAUCUUCUCAAUCUUCUACAGCGCCUUGCUGUACUCUCCUAACUGCCAUCGGGGACGACAGUGCUGGCAAUGCAAUUGUCGCAGACUGCGCUGCCAAAGGUAUCGGACUGCACUGUAUCUUAAGGGUUGAAAGGACAUUUCAUUUCAUUUUUACAAAUACAAGCCUUACCCUUAGCCUUCUCUACUUAUAAUAAGAUUGCUACUAAUAAAAAUGAAAUGUAAGUUUCAACCUUUAAGUAUCCGUAGCAAAACAGAGAGGUCCGCCCGUUACGUCGCUGUUUUAGACGGGAAGGGAGAAUUGGUGUCGGCGAUCGCGGAUAUGGCAGUGUUUGAGGAUAUCGGGAAAGUUUUGAAACAACACCAAGAGGGCCAAGCGUGGUCAUCCACUCUCUCGAAGAAGAUCUGCAUCGUUGACGCCAAUGUCAGCGAAGAGGCGAUGUCGGAGAUACGGGCAAUGGCGAACGAAGAACUCUGGUUCGAACCUGUGUCAACAGUAAAGGCACUGCGAUUUUUUGCUUUGCCUGCUUGCGAUUUGAUGACUCCGAACUACGACGAGCUUGCGGCUAUUUUAGUCUACUACGCACGGAGAAGGAGAGGACCACAAGGAGCAAGUAGUUCAUCAUCUUCAUCCGCACAAGCUCUUGAACAAAAAGUUCCACCGAAGUAUUCGCGAGAGGCCGCGGUUGCUCUACUACGAGCUUUUGCGACUGAGAUCAUGAUGGAUUCAUCCAAGAAGUACGCAAAUAUGAGGGUAGUGCUGACUUGCGGUGCGGAUGGUUGCUUCGUUCUUGGGUGUGGGGAUCAACAAAAUGGCGCUGGGAAGUCUUCUGAGACGGCUUCGCCUCUAGACAAGUGCAUUCAAAAUCUAUGGCAACACAAAUAUAGUCUAAACGAAGUUCCAAUCAUGGCGAUGGCAGGAGAAUUGAAUAAAAAAGUAUCAAUCCUCCACAUAGUUUCACGCAAUCCUGUCACAUCGGUAGUCAACUGUACAGGCGCUGGUGACACAUUAAUUGGCGGUCUCGCUUGGGCGUAUGCCUACGGAGGUUUGGGGUUGAUAGACUCAGUUUUACUAGGUAUGCAAGCUGCAGUGUGGACUUUAGGGUCUCAGGCACCUGUGUCUGAAAAGUUAGAGGAAUUGGUGCAAGUGGAAAGUUGUGAAGAUGGAGCUUAUUCAAGUUCUGGGACGAACAAAGUCGUGUCGAAAUUGUAGCUAGUAUUGAUUUUGCCUACUAGAUUUUGCUCUUCAUCUGCAUAGAAGUUUUUUAGAAUACAGAUCCCGAUCAAUGGUCAUGGUCACAGUUAACAAUGCUGAUCUCCCAGUGUGCUUUUGGGGAUUCUUGCUAUUCAUGGCGCGCGAAUGUUAAAAAACCUGUUAGUACUCUAGAACUAAGUGCAGAAAAACGAGCACGAGUGCAA
This is a messenger RNA of Amoebophrya sp. A25, 3079 nucleotides long. The record is from the annotation of a GenBank genome assembly. NCBI's taxonomy places the organism in Eukaryota, Dinophyceae, Syndiniales, Amoebophryaceae.